AAUGAAGCGUAACAAUAAAUAGGGUUCGUUCCUCGGUCUCCUCCGUCGCAUACUUAUCUUCGUCUUCUUAUAGAUUCUAUCUCGAAAUCCUAACCAAGAUGGCGAUCCGCCUUCGAAAUCCUGGCCGCAAUGCCAUGAUCCGCCGCUUCUUCCUCCUCUGCCUCGCCGUUUCCGUCGCCGCCCUCUUUAUCCUCGUCCCCUCCACUACCUCCGCGCCGGUGAUGACCAGGAAGGAGGAGGUUGGUUCGUCCUCGUCCUUGCCCUCCGAUUUGUACUCUUCGGGCCUCCAUUACGCGCGGCGGUCGGUCCUCGCCGUCCGAUCCGACCCCCUCCGGGCGCGCGCGGACCUGAUUCGGAAGCAGGUCGGCGACCACGCCGCCGUCGCCGCCGCCUACGCCUCGUUCGCGCGUCGGCUCAAGCUCGAGAGCUCGAAGCAGACGCGCCUCUUCGCUGAGCUCGCCCGCAACCUCUCCCUCCUCGUCGGCGCUCACCGCACGCUACUCCACCGUGCCGGCCCCAUCGACGAGACCGCCGUCCGUGGCUUCGAGCGCGGCGUCAAGGACCGCAUCCGCGCUGCUCGGCUCCUCAUUUCCGACGCCAAGGACUCCUUCGACAACCAGCUCAAGAUCCAGAAGCUCAAGGAUACAAUCUUCGCCGUCAACGAGCAGCUCUCCAAGGCCAAGAAGGCAGGCGCCUUCUCGUCCCUUAUCGCCGCCAAGUCCAUCCCUAGGAGCCUCCAUUGCCUCGCCAUGCGCCUCAUGGAGGAGAGGAUCGCCCAAUCGGAUCGCUACGUUGAUCCACCGACUCCUCCACCAGAGCUCGAAGACCCUAAGCUAUACCAUUAUGCCAUUUUCUCAGACAAUGUCCUUGCAGCGUCCGUCGUGGUGAACUCUGCCGUCCGCAACGCCCGUGAGCCCUGGAAGCAUGUCUUCCACGUUGUUACAGAUCGAAUGAACCUUGGGGCAAUGCAGGUUAUGUUUCGCAUGAAAGAUUACUCCGGUGCCCACAUUGAGGUCAAGGCCGUGGAGGACUAUAAAUUCCUCAACUCUUCUUAUGUGCCAGUGCUACGGCAGCUUGAGUCUGCAAACCUUCAGAGGUUCUACUUCGAGAACAAGCUGGAGAAUGCCACCAAGGACACCACUAACAUGAAGUUUAGGAACCCCAAGUACCUGUCCAUGCUAAACCAUUUAAGAUUUUACUUACCUGAGAUGCACCCGAAGCUCCACAGAAUUCUCUUCUUGGAUGAUGAUGUUGUGGUGCAAAGGGAUCUCACAGGACUGUGGAAGAUUGAUAUGGAUGGGAAAGUGAAUGGAGCAGUUGAGACAUGCUUCGGGUCAUUUCACCGUUAUGCACAGUAUAUGAACUUUUCACACCCACUGAUCAAGGAGAAGUUCAACCCUAAGGCAUGUGGGUGGGCUUAUGGGAUGAAUUUCUUUGAUCUUGAUGCAUGGAGGAAAGAGAAGUGCACUGAACAGUACCAUUACUGGCAGAAUCUGAAUGAGAACCGAACAUUGUGGAAAUUAGGGACUCUUCCGCCAGGCUUGAUCACAUUUUACUCCACGACAAAACCCUUGGACAAGUCCUGGCAUGUGCUUGGACUUGGAUAUAAUCCAAGUAUAAGCAUGGAGGAAAUCAAUAAUGCUGCUGUUGUGCAUUUUAAUGGAAAUAUGAAACCUUGGCUUGAUAUUGCCAUGAACCAGUUCCGACAUCUGUGGACAAAGUACGUGGACUACGAUAUGGAGUUUGUUCGCCAGUGCAAUUUUGCAGCAUAAUGAGAAUUUAUACAACCAGAGGCCCAGGGCUUCUGUUGGAAAACCAAACAAGUAUGGCCACACGAUUGUUAAUCUUUAUUGUUCGUAAGGUUUCAAUCUGCAAAUGAAUGAGAAAGUUCAAAUAUUAUGCUAGCAUAUGAAAUUCCUCUAUGUUUGUCAUGAUUAAGUUGCCUUCUUAAAUUAUUCUUUCUCCUCAUGCCUAUAAUGCUCUAUUUUUGAUCUUUUAGUCUAAUUUUCUAGAGCAUUUGGCUCACACAGGAUCUCAAA
Musa acuminata subsp. malaccensis (wild Malaysian banana) is the source of this 2039-nucleotide messenger RNA. Its product is annotated as galacturonosyltransferase 8. Gene Ontology annotation, molecular function: polygalacturonate 4-alpha-galacturonosyltransferase activity. The record is from RefSeq and is a predicted model, not a curated record. Lineage: Eukaryota; Viridiplantae; Streptophyta; Magnoliopsida; Zingiberales; Musaceae.